UUUCUUCUUCAAUCUUCCCUGCCCAAGAAGGUCGUCUCUCCCUGUCUUGUUUUUUUUGGUAGAUAAACAUCUCGCUUCUCGUUAAUUGGCGUUUGAUCUCUGUCCGAUCGAUUCUCUUCCAGCGCCGGCGGCUGGUUUUUUCUCAAAUUUGUUUUGGUUUCAAUCAGGUAUUUCUUUUUUGCUUUUGCCGUCAAAAAGUGUGUUCCUGAUAUUUCUGAGGCGGUUGAUUUCUGGUUCAGUGUUGUAGUGAUUGGAUUUAGAUGGGUUUUGGAUUAUUUGGGGAGGAGGGGAGCUGUUAUUGUUAGUAUUUUGCGCUUAUUACCAGCUUUAGGUUCUUAUAUAGAAUUUCACUGUCCUUUAAAUUCUUUCACUGGAUUAUGGACUGAACUUAUGAAGACAGAAAAUUGAGCUGAAAAUAGGAUAGCUUAGUUAUAAGCAACACAAUUUUUGAGUAUGCCUCCAGGGUUAAAUGGAUCUUGACACAGAGAAUAAAAUAGCUGCAAUUCUUUUGCGAGAAGCUGCAGAAAUGCGUCGAGAAGCAGAAAAGGAAGGUGUAUUGGCUUAUCUCCGACAGCCUAAUGUAAGGACCAAGCCAAAUUCACGAUUUCUCACGGCAACUGUUCUUGGGGUGCAACAAGCAAAUCGAGCUGUGGAAAUGAAUGAGAUGUGGCGUGUCAGGCAGAAAGAGCGUGAGUUAAAUGAUAAGCUUAAAGGGAAACCAAGAAAUGAGAGCCGCAAUGACAGGAACCAAAAGGAUAUUGGUAACUAUCCCAGAAGUGAAAGUAAGAGGCAUGCUAUAGCUGAUGAGAAUGCGAGUGCUUCAUGUUCAUCGAGUCGUGAAGUAGUUGAGUACUGCCAUUCGAGGGACGAUGAUGGUCUUAGGGACAAGGAGAUUGAGGAAUUUUUACACUCAAGGGUUAAGCGUGGCCGGGGUGCUAUAGGUUCCAGGAUGGACGAAACUGGUCCUUACCCUCCGCCUUGUUCGGACUCCAAGGACGAUUUGUCAACAAGCUCUUAUUUGAGGGAACACCGUGUUAUAUACGGUCCAGAUAAGCCAUCUUCACUGAAGUCUUAUGGAUCAUCGGAUGAUGAGCUUGAAAAGAAGAGGAAGAAGGCAAAAAGGGACCAGCUCUCUAGCAACUCAAACGAGAAGUACUAUACAAGGCACAAAUCUAAACACAAGACGAGGGAAAAGAAAAAGAAGAGGAAGGAAAAGAAGGGGCACCGCAAGUGAAGUCCCUUACGGGCACUUGUUCUCCCUCAGGUGUAUCUGAUAACUGUGCUAGAUGAAAUCUGCAUGACGAUUCUUCUUGUAAAGGGAUUGUUUUAUUCAUUUCUCAGAGCUCUUUUACAUGAACAAAUCUUGGGAAAUAACUAUGGCCUUAGUUUAUUUCUAUGGUGAAAUUAUUAUUCUUUGAUUCUCCA
Messenger RNA from Tripterygium wilfordii, 1425 nucleotides. RefSeq lists its product as uncharacterized. The coding region runs from base 470 to 1234 and encodes 254 amino acids. The record is from RefSeq and is a predicted model, not a curated record. The transcript is spliced from 4 exons. NCBI's taxonomy places the organism in Eukaryota, Viridiplantae, Streptophyta, Magnoliopsida, Celastrales, Celastraceae.